Molecule: messenger RNA, 2985 nt
Organism: Mastomys coucha (southern multimammate mouse)
Lineage: Eukaryota; Metazoa; Chordata; Mammalia; Rodentia; Muridae
Gene: Vhl
Product: von Hippel-Lindau tumor suppressor
Exons: 3
Coding region: 163-720 (185 amino acids)
Source: RefSeq, a predicted model, not a curated record
GUCUGCCCCGCCCCCCAGCUCCAGGGCUCUAGGCGGCCAUUUCCGCCUUCAAGUCGGACGGAGUACGUCUAGGACCAGCAGACCUGUCCCGGAGCGCGUAAACUCGCUCGCACGCGCCGCCCACGUCCAGCUUGCGAAUCCGGAGGCGAUCAGUUCCAAAUAAUGCCCCGGAAGGCAGCUAAUCCCGAGGAGGCAGCAGGGGAGCGGGCUCCGGAGGAGAUGGAGGCUGGGCGGCCGCGGCCGGUGCUUCGCUCGGUGAACUCGCGCGAGCCCUCUCAGGUCAUCUUCUGCAACCGCAGCCCGCGCGUCGUGCGGCCUUUGUGGCUCAACUUUGACGGUGAGCCUCAGCCCUACCCGACCUUACCACCGGGCACCGGCCGCCGCAUCCACAGCUACCGAGGUCAUCUUUGGCUCUUCAGGGAUGCAGGGACCCAUGAUGGACUCCUGGUUAAUCAAACGGAACUGUUUGUGCCAUCCCUCAAUGUUGAUGGACAACCUAUUUUUGCCAACAUCACAUUGCCAGUGUAUACCCUGAAAGAGCGGUGCCUUCAGGUUGUGCGAAGCCUGGUCAAGCCUGAGAACUACAGGAGGCUGGACAUCGUCAGGUCACUCUAUGAAGAUUUGGAAGACCACCCAGAUGUGCGGAAGGACAUACAGCGGCUGACCCAAGAGCACCUUGAGAAUCAGCACCUGGGAGAGGAGCCUGAAGGAGUCCAUUGAGAUUAGUGGUCCUGAAUUUCAGCCUUGAUGGUCUGAAACUGAUCUACACAUACACUUUCUUUCAGUUUUAAAAUGGUUCAUUCUUGGAGUAAAAUAUCCAUCUUGUAAAAGAAAGUUAACUAACGUCACUGAGCUUUGUCGUGUUUAAGCAUAAACAUGCAAAGUACCACGGAGCCUGCCCUUUCUAGAGCACUCAUCAGAAGAAGGUGUUUUCAGGUUUGCUUCCUGGUAAGGCUGGAAGUUCAGUGUAAGGAUGUUUGUGUAAGUUCUUCAGCAGGAGUUACACUGUGUCCUUUAAUUUGAAGAAUAGUGCUGCAUUUGAACAGAGGGCUCGCCUCUUUUGGGAAGGCUGAGAAGGCCCUAAACGCUGGGACGGACAUCCUGUGGAGGCCCGGUACCUAAUGUGUAUGGAGUCUUCAGUCAUGAGUGCUGGACGAAACCAUUGGGGGUUUGGUGGGAGAGUUGGGAGGGCCUGACUGAUGUCUGAGGAAAACCUUAAGUGUACAUGUAAAGGAACAGCUUCGCAGCUUCUCUUUAGAAAGAACUUUUUCUGAUUUUCCAUGUCUCAGCACUUUCUACUUUGUUUUUUAUUUUAUUUUAUUUUUGAGACUUUUGUAGAGCCCAGGUCAGCCUCAGUCACUCAGUAGGGCAUGCUGGUCUUGAACUCCUGAUCCUCUGGGAGUGUGUCCCCUGCCCCAGCAUUGGGGGCACAUGUGUACACCACAACCUGUUCUGCUCUUGCUUUUCCCAUUUUGAGAUGGGCUCAUACUGUAGCCCUGCCUGGCCUCGAGCUGGAGUCAGCCCUGCCUCCCAGCCGUCUGAUAGCAGCAUACUUUUCAAACUGGGUGGACUUAAUGUACUCACUGCCACAGACAGCAAAGAGCCAUCCUUGUGUUUUUUUCCUUCCUUCCUUCCUUCCUUCCUUCCUUCCUUUCUUUCUUUCUUUCUUGUUUUCGAGAUAGGGUUUCUCUGUAUAUCCCUGGCUGGCCUGGAACGCAGAAAUCCGCCUGCCUCUGCCUCCCAAGUGCUGGGAUUAAAGGUGUGCUCCACCACCACCAGGCUCUUCCUUAUGUUUAAGUCUGGUUUUGAGAGCUCCUGUCUUUGCGGAAGCUGUUGGCAGGAGCAGGGAUUUCUGUCCCUUCCCGUCAGUCCCUAGCAUUCCACUUUUUUUGGCAGGCGCUGGUUCUGCUUUGAUUGGAGAAGCCAGUGAAGCUCCACUCAGCCACACACUCCAAACAGUGGGUCACAGAGCAGGCUGGAACGUGUAGUAUCUUUAUGGAUGGUCACAGCUUUUCUUACGUAUUUAAAUAUUCAUAUUCUAUCAAACAUUUUAUACAACAUAAUUUUUUACAGAGAAAAAAGUCUUGAAGCCUGGGUUUUGUGGCACACACCAGAAAGGUCAGUCAACUAAAGGAAGCAGAAAGGCUCUUACAUCCUCUCAUGAGGCUUGUGUAACCCGUGUAACUGGGUGUUCUCUGUAGGGCACGUUUUAAUUGGUUAAAGCAGUUUGUUGUAGCUGAGAUCAUAGGUAUACAGUUUUGUAUCCUGAUGUUUUCAUUGAACUUCAUUGCUUUUUGUUUGUUUGCUUUCCCCUCUUUCAUUUUUUGUUUUGUUUUUUGGCUUUUGUUUUAUUGAGACAGGGUUUCUGUGUAGCCCAGGCUGUCCUGGAACUCCCUUUAUAGACCAACACCUGAUUACCAGCCUCAAAGGGAGAGAGCUGCUUGCCUCUGCCUCUCCAGUGCUGGGGCUGAAGGAUGCCUAACCUCCAUCUACCUUGGUAACUUGUCUUUUUUGUGUUAGUACACACACUGUGUGAAUACCAGUGUGCUGUCCUUUUCCUUCGAGGGUGACUGACUGUUGUAUUUGUCCGAGUUCUGGGCUCCUUGAGUGCAGUCCGAUGCUCUAAGAUCAGCAAAAUGACUGAGCUAAAUCCUGACACUUCCCACCGUCCUUAGUCUGCAGCAUUCCGUGAGUGAAGUGGCCACAGGCCACUGUGGAGGGCCUGUGUGUGGGAAGUCGGCAGGGGCCAAGCUAUUGCAACAUUGGUUUUAUUUUUUUAAACCUAUCUCUGUCUCUAAAAGAUGUAAUGUUUGUGUUAUUCAACUGGAAGUUUGAAUACUGUUCUCUGUGCUGUCCAAAAAGUGGGGACUUAUGAGUCACUUGUCCUGGGACAUCCUGUGAAUGUGUUCCUCAGACUGUGUUUUCUCCUUUGAGUUUUCUGAAAAAAGCUGACCUUUUUAGUACAAUAAACGGUGCUAAGUGAAG